UGAACAAGCGUUGUUGCAGUUGAGCGCCUGAACGAUGCCAUGAGGCACCCCAUGAUGGUCAUAUAUGUUGACUAGCCAAAUAUAGCAUUCAAUCAUGUAGUUCAUUCGAAUCAUUUUAUUCAACCAACGUUUACUAUAUCAUAUAGGCAUCGUUCUUCAGUCACGUUCCCUUCUUUCGACACGACGUACCUUGGAUUCACGCUCCAUACCACCUCAUACCUGACAUUUUUCAGCCAUGACUGUCAUGUUUGUAAACAUGAGGCGCAUUGGAUAUAUAUCUGCGUUUUUGCUCUCUGCAGCUGUCCUUGGAUUGACGGCCAACUUUGCGAGAUUAUUCCUCCCACAUAUCAAUCGCGAUUUCGUUAUCUUUGCCCUAAUUCCACCAUCAGCCACCAUCUUCGCAUUUCUGUGGAUAAUGCAGUUCUCCCAGCCGAUAGUGGAGGUGACGCUCCACUUCAUCGUUGGUGUAUUAUGGCUAGCACUGGGCGCAUGGUCCGCAGAUGUGAUCGGAUAUGAGCAAUGCUACCCUCUCCAAGACCAGCAGCCUACAACCAAAGGAAGUAUGUCUGCGCGGUCAUAUUGUUAUCAAAUGAAGGUCACCGAAGCCUUGUCGUGGACUCUAUUCGUGUUAUUUGUAUUCUUCUUCAUUACCCUGAUCACGCUUACAUCGCGUGCAGUCGUUUAUGGUCGGUACUACGCAUGGCGGGAACACGUCUCGCAGCUAGGCUGGUUUGGUGAAUUUCCAGGAUACCCUACUGAGGCUAUAUACCCGCGAGCCCCGUACGGAGGAUACGGCCAGCCAUAUCCAAUGAUGGGGGCAUACCAUGUACAACAAAUGCCUGGUCACUCCGUCGUCGUUCAGCCAGGUGUUAAUGGUGGCCAGCCUAUUGUCACUCACAUGCCGGCCUGAGUCUGUUGACAAUGAAAAUCAUACGUACUUCUAUGUAUGCCUGCGGAUUUCACGUGUUGGAACGAUAGAGCCCACGAUAUUUUCUGAUUGUACUUUUAUUGUAGCGUACUUGGUACACACUUGCCAAAGAGUCGGCUGGUCCCGGAACCAUUACGUAGAACAAUUGAUGAGAAUGUGGAGAAUGAAAUAUACUUGACCUCGUGUCCGAA
Suillus bovinus is the source of this 1119-nucleotide messenger RNA. RefSeq lists its product as uncharacterized. Bases 236 to 910 code for a protein of 224 amino acids. Lineage: Eukaryota; Fungi; Basidiomycota; Agaricomycetes; Boletales; Suillaceae. The record is from RefSeq and is a predicted model, not a curated record. The transcript has 8 exons.